CGAUCUUUCGGCUUUAUAACUGAUGAGAAAAUUGUAAUUUUUGAAGUGUCAUUGUGAUAUUCGAAUUUCCAGUUAAGAAUAAUUAAGAGUAUUUGUUACUAUCAUUUGAACAACAGAAAGUACUGCAAAAUGACUGCAGAAGUAAACAGUUAUUAUCCAGACUAUGCAACGGAAACCCCAAAACAGUUUCAAUUUAGUCCCUACGCUGAUAACGGAGGGAGCGUGGUAGCUAUUGCUGGGGAUGAUUUCGUCAUCAUAGGUGCAGAUUCUCGUCUAAGUACUGGUUUUGCAAUUUAUACCCGAGAUCAGAAUAAAUUGUUUUCAUUAUCCAAGUCCACCGUUCUUGGUUGUUCAGGUUGUUGGUGCGACGCCCUAACUCUCACUCGUAUAUUAAGUGCAAGAAUGCAAAUGUACGAACAAGAACAUAACAAAGUUAUGGCAACACCAGCAGUGGCACAGAUGUUAUCAACCAUGCUGUAUUAUAAAAGAUUUUUUCCGUAUUAUGUGUCUAAUAUCUUAGCAGGACUGGAUACUGAUGGGAAAGGGUGUGUCUACAGUUAUGACCCUAUUGGUCAUUGUGAAAAAGCCACAUACAAAGCUGGAGGAUCUGCUGGAGCUUUACUUCAGCCGCUUUUGGAUAAUCAAAUUGGUCUUAAAAAUAUGCAGAAUGUUACACCAGCACCUCUAACAUUAGAAAAAGCUUUGGCUUUGCUAAAGGAUGUGUUCAUUUCUGCCGCAGAAAGAGACAUCUACACUGGUGAUAAAGUCAACAUUAACAUCAUUACUAAGGAUGGAAUUAAAGAAGACACUUUUGAAUUAAGAAAAGAUUAAUCAGUCAGUAAGUGUUUUAUAUUCCUUUUUAAAUGGUUUAUCAUUAAAUUAAAUAUAUACCCAUGUAAAAUAUU
Molecule: messenger RNA, 905 nt
Organism: Agrilus planipennis (emerald ash borer)
Lineage: Eukaryota; Metazoa; Arthropoda; Insecta; Coleoptera; Buprestidae
Product: proteasome subunit beta type-1-like
Exons: 2
Coding region: 130-831 (233 amino acids)
Cellular component (GO): proteasome core complex
Source: RefSeq, a predicted model, not a curated record